Messenger RNA from Polistes canadensis, 1098 nucleotides. Its product is annotated as 3-hydroxyacyl-CoA dehydrogenase type-2-like. Gene Ontology annotation, cellular component: mitochondrion. The record is from RefSeq and is a predicted model, not a curated record. The coding region runs from base 190 to 954 and encodes 254 amino acids. The transcript is spliced from 3 exons. Gene Ontology annotation, molecular function: estradiol 17-beta-dehydrogenase [NAD(P)+] activity. Lineage: Eukaryota; Metazoa; Arthropoda; Insecta; Hymenoptera; Vespidae. Gene Ontology annotation, biological process: estrogen metabolic process; androgen metabolic process; fatty acid metabolic process.
AAAAAAGAAAAUUUGCAGGGAUCAAUGUCCAAAUGAUAAAUAUCUACUACUCAUGGGUAUAAUAUACAACUUAACCAGUACGUACUCUGCUUUUGAUUGCGUCAAAGAGUAGAGCUCCUUUAUUAUACUAAUUUUUUUUCGUGAAAAUAUUUAAAUUGACAUAUUUUCGAUACUACAACUAUAAUUAAAAUGCUCAAGAAUACAGUAGCAUUAAUAACCGGAGGAGCCUCUGGCCUAGGUCGUGGCACAGUUCUAAGAUUUGUCAAAGAAGGUGCGAAAGUUACAAUUGCAGACCUGCCCAGUUCAAAAGGUCAAGAACUAGCCAGUCAGUUGAAAAAUCAAGCUAUAUUUGUACCAACCGAUGUUACUUCGGAAGAAGAUGUAUUAAAUGCUUUAAAAGUAACUAAGACUAAUUUUGGCAAGUUAACAGCAGUUGUAAAUGCAGCAGGUAUAGGAUAUGCACACAAGACAUAUGAUUUUAAUAAAAAUCAACCACACCAAUUAGAUGAAUUUACUAAAGUCAUUAAAGUAAAUACAUUUGGAACUUUUAAUGUGAUAAGACUAGCUGUUGGUCUUAUCGGUGAAAAUACACCUAAUGAAGAUGGUGCACGUGGAGUUAUAAUCAAUACUGCAAGUGUGGCAGCAUAUGAUGGACAAAUGGGACAAGCUGCGUACUCUGCCAGCAAAGCUGCUAUCGUUGGAAUGACUUUACCAAUCGCUCGUGAUUUGUCUAGACAUGGUAUACGUAUAGUAACUAUUGCACCUGGAUUAUUUGAUACACCAUUAUUUGCAACUUUACCAGACAAAGUACGCAACUCUUUGUGCAAAAUGAUACCUUUUCCUCAAAGAUUAGGUAAACCAGACGAAUAUGCACAUCUAGCACAGCAUAUAAUUGAAAAUACUCUUCUAAAUGGAGAAACAAUAAGAUUGGAUGGUGCUAUCAGAAUGACGUAACUUAAAAAAUAUAAUAUAUUUUUAUAUUCAAACAAGUGGAGGGUAAAUAUUGAACAGGGCUACUACUAAGUUAAAUAAAUUUCUUCAUAAUGAUGAAAUAUACAUCUAUAAACAUGCAGAAUUAAAUAAUCGUUUCUUAUUUUU